Molecule: messenger RNA, 2093 nt
Organism: Pyricularia grisea
Lineage: Eukaryota; Fungi; Ascomycota; Sordariomycetes; Magnaporthales; Pyriculariaceae
Exons: 3
Coding region: 428-1873 (481 amino acids)
Source: RefSeq, a predicted model, not a curated record
GCGGCCAUCAUCGCAGAUUCCGUACAAAUCCCAGAUCAAGUCAAGUCCAUUCUUUCGGCAUCGAUUAUCGCAGUACGGGCCUGGAUCUCGACGACUACUUCACAGCCAGCAUUUUGAAACGAUUAGCCGCGAUUAAAAUAAUUACUUAGAGAAUCAUUUUAAACUUUGCUACGAAGCGCACGCAUCCCCCACAACUGUCUGCGUACUCCGUAUCUACCACCACCCGGAACCUGUUACCACAUCCCGAAAAAGCAACCCGACCUUCCGCCGACCAAUAUUUUUCCUCAAGCAUAGUUGAUCAUACAGAUAGCCAUUUCACACGGAGGCCGAGUGUCUUUACGCCUUUAGCAGAGUCGUUUUCCUCCUCACGGCCGCCGCUCCGGCGCGCCACCCGCCCGACACCCGCCCUCCUCUCAUCACAGUCGCCAUGUUUAGGGCCAUCUGGCGCCGGCCCUGGGUCAGGAACAAGCCUCGGUUCGAUGUCGUCCAUGUACACAGAACGAGUAUUAGGGAGCCAUGGCUCAGGCGUAAUCUAGGCAAAUGUGGCGCCACGCUCGCUUGCACAUACUUUAUACUCUUUCUGUUCGAAAGAAAGCUGUCCGAAAUAGACAUGGAGAGUCUUCAAAAGCAUGAAGAAGAUCUUCACUUUCCCGGAAUAUUUCUUCCGCUUCCUCACUUCGAAGUCCUGACCCAGCCCAAGGGGUUCCCUCGGAACGGCCCGGUGUGGGAGCGAUACACGCGUUUUGUAGAGGACGAGUCACGGCGGCAAGCUGCCAAUGUCGAGAUCAUAAACAGAGUUAGUAGUGCAUACAAAGCACCUGGCACACCUUGGGUCAAAAGAUUUGGACCACUACUAUCAAUCAACGCACACCUGACUAUAAUAUUGCCCGGUGGACCCAACCCAGAGCCCUACCAGUUGGGCAUGGUCUUAUUGGACGACAACGAGGGACCAUUAUUCCGCAGACGCCUCGUCACGCGGAACUACUGGAAGAGGGUUGAACGGGUCUUUCAGCCACAGGCCCUAUUCAUGGCUUCCUUGGCCUUUAUGUCUUCUCUAUGGAAUACAACAGUCAUCGAAGUCAAGGAGGCAAUGGGCGUUGAGACUGAGCCUGCAACACCGGCGCAGUCACGACAGUGGUCAAUGCGCAACGUCCCUGUCUGGAGUCCCGACCCUCCCAAGCCGCCUCCGAUUCGUAUCUUGGGACCAUUGCCUACGGGUUUACCUCCCGCGUUUGGUGGUUCGAAUCCGGUCGUUCCUCCGCGAGCACAGCCAGGGGAACCCAAAGAUGAUGGUCUUGGGAAGGCCCCUCCCUACCCCCCAUUGCGCCUUGCAACACCCUCUGGUGUCAACUCGCCUGCAAGAGAAGACAAUUCGCAAUCCUUGACCAAGAACAUGGACAAGGAUCAACCUAAGCCACGCCCAGGCUGGACAGACGAGGAAGGAAACCCUCUCAUGCCCGUAUGGCUUGACUACAUGGCCAACCCGCAGACACAUGCACCGCUCAUGAAGCGGAUGCAAAGAAUAGCCCAGGCGCCCCGGGCUGCGUUCCUACGAGAACUAAGCAGAUACCCGGCAUGGCGAUCCGCAAAUACGUACGAUUAUCCCCCACAGGGUUCCAUCAGGCUUGUGGGCCCUGUGGUUGUUACCACGCCUAGCGCGUAUGUUCACCUGGAGGUAUCGUAUUGGUACGAUCCGGCUACUAGGAAGGUGAUUGACCAAGGCUCUGAAAUCAGCCUCAAGGCUGUUGGCCACAGAUGGGACGCCAAAAAGUCACCAGCAGUGGCACCAAAAACGACGGCCGAUAAGUGGGAACACGUUCAAGGCACGGAGAAGAACGCACAGCCAAGAGAGCCGCCAGAACGCAAGGAAUGACCUUUUUAUAAAGACCACUCAGCUCCAUUUGUUAGACUACCGGUUUUUGUCUUGAUCUCCCCUUUUUUUUUUUCAUUUGUGUUCCUGUUAAAUCGAAGCCACAACUCAAGUGGAGUGGAAUGAACGACAGUAGAUUAAGCACAGCGAGAUACCACCAAUGCAUUGCCUUACCAGCCACCAUCUGUGUGGUCUCACUUUGGGAAUCUUGGAACCUCCUGAG